Alternaria burnsii is the source of this 429-nucleotide messenger RNA. RefSeq lists its product as uncharacterized. The record is from RefSeq and is a predicted model, not a curated record. Bases 1 to 429 code for a protein of 142 amino acids. The transcript is spliced from 3 exons. NCBI's taxonomy places the organism in Eukaryota, Fungi, Ascomycota, Dothideomycetes, Pleosporales, Pleosporaceae.
AUGCCUUCCAUUCAGUCCAUCAGUAUGGCCCUCUUCGCGCUCCUCGCGACGACCAAUGCCGGUGUGAUCAUUAGCGACGGCGGCGCAGCUGGUGGAUGCCCCGGUGGUUGCUGCAUCCCCGUCUGCAACGUCAUCGUCUCAGACGAUUCUUUGGGCGGAUACGGAUCAGCGGGUUUCGCUGACACAUGCAAGCAAGGAUUCGACAGGGAUAACGGACCAGCUACUAUAGAUAUCAAUGACGACCAUCAGGUAACUUGGCUCCACGCAGAGGAUGGCCAAGUCGUCGUCGACAUAUACCGCAAAAGUGACAAGAAGUACAAUCGCUGGGCAAUUUCGAACUGUCAAUUGGCCUCUACGGGUGGAUCGCAGUGCGCACCUAGUGGCGGAGGCUGUGACGCUACGCAAAUUCUCGUUGAGGCUCAGGGCUAG